This is a messenger RNA of Alternaria burnsii, 375 nucleotides long. RefSeq lists its product as uncharacterized. The transcript is spliced from 2 exons. Bases 1 to 375 code for a protein of 124 amino acids. Lineage: Eukaryota; Fungi; Ascomycota; Dothideomycetes; Pleosporales; Pleosporaceae. The record is from RefSeq and is a predicted model, not a curated record.
AUGAAGUUCACCGACAUCCUAUUCUUUGCCAUCCAAGCUGCUGGAGUUCUUGCAGCUCCCUACGCCGGCAACGAAGGCGAGGCUCCCGACUUUGAAAAUUCCUCCGUCCCACCCGCCAACACACCUUGGUUGUCCUUCACCGACAAAGCUAGUCCCCUCGACAAACGUGGUUGCUGGUCAGGCUCACCAUACGGAUGCGAUCUUGGUAAAAAGCGCUGCUGGAAGGUCUGUGGUGAUGGUGGACAGUGGUGCUGGACUGCGGGUGGUGAUGGAAGCGGAGACUGGAACGGAUGCACUGACUGGGGUCAAUGCAACCAGCAGCAGUCUUGUGGAAAGAAUUGCCACAACCCCAAGGAGUGCGGAUGCAGUUGCUAG